Molecule: messenger RNA, 2473 nt
Organism: Psylliodes chrysocephalus
Lineage: Eukaryota; Metazoa; Arthropoda; Insecta; Coleoptera; Chrysomelidae
Source: the annotation of a GenBank genome assembly
UGCAGACGUUCUGUAAUCUCACCGUCUACUCCCGUGUAAAAUCAUCUGAACGCGCUCCUGAGGUACAGAGUCAAAAGUGAAUUGUCGAACUCAGUUUCCAACCACAGAACACAUACAACCAUAGCACACAACGAACAAUCAUAGACAAGAAAACCGUUGUUAGAGAACGUCAUGAACGUCAAACGUAGCGUUGUAGCGUUGUUAGAUGUCUGUUUUAAAAAAAAACGCGAAAAGCUAGGAAGUGGCGAAAAACGCGAAGUUUUGAGAAAAUCCACACCAGUUUAAAAAUAAAAAGUGCUGUAAUGAAAGUACCCUGACUAUGCAAAAGAAAAAUGAUAAGCUAGCAGCUACCAUAGCGUAAAAAAAAUUAAUUGUAAUCAUGGUAAAGCGAAAAUCGACUCCAUCGAAGACUCCCUCAAAACGUUCAAAACAAGAUUCGAUCCCAGUCCCAAAUUCCCAAAGUUCCAGUAGAUCAAAUCAAAAUGAAUCGAGACGAAAACAGAAGAUUCCUAUGAAGAAACGAGUCACAACAAAAGUAAUUAUGGCAAACAAAACUUUCAAAGUUUUUAGGAGCACCAUGAGAGAAAUUAAGAAGUUACAAAGUAAAACAAACCUUUUAAUUCCUAAGUUACCAUUUUCUCGCCUUUUCCGGGAAAUUAUGAUGGAAUGUAGCACCACAGUUACAAGGGUCCAGAUUGAAGCUUUGAGGGCGUUACAAGAAUCUGCCGAAUUGUAUUUAACAUAUUUAUUUCAAGACGCAAACAAGUGUGCCAGACAUGCUCGUAGAAUUACUGUUAGGCCAACUGAUUUGCAUUUAGUUUUAGAAAUUAGAGGAGAGGAUAUGAGCAAUUUAGGAAAAAUUCCAUAUUGAAAAGUCAAUACCUAUUUUAAUUUGACCAGUAUACUAUGCAAAAAUAAUGAAUGUUUUAGUUUCAUAACUGCUACUAGUUUUUAUAAGUUUAAAGCACAAAAACUAUUCUAUUAAAAGCUUUGUAAAUUUAACUAGUAUAUUGGUCAAAUGUUUUCAAUGGAGAAUCGAUUUUUAAGAUAUAUCUCACUUGCAGCCAGUUGACAGUAUCUUUAUCGGCUAAUUAACAAUCAAUAUUAUUACAAAAAGUGUCUUAUUUCCUGUCUAUCUGAAAUUGGUAUAGUUCUUCCAUUAUCAAUUGCAGAACAUAAAAAAUCGUUCCGAACCUUUACCGAUAAUUUUGUUUGAUCUGCCAUAGGCGUGCAUACCUCAUUUUAUAAAUUUAUUUUAUAAAUAGGUACUUUUAAAAUAUAUCAUAUGCAUGAAAGUAUUCGUUAAAAGGAAAUCGAAUCAUUAUAAAUUGGACGUUAUUAUACGCCCUUAUUUAGACAGAUGCACUUAAUUGUAGUCUUACUUGAAACUUAAAAAAAAAAUCAUUAUAGCUCGUUAACUUGCUACAACUGAAUAUUAAAUUAUAAAACGUAAAAAAAAGAGUAAAGUGUACCUGCCUGUAAGGGCGUUUGGUUUAAACAGGGUACCAGACGUGAACUGAGCCCUUUUUGUACCUCAUUCGUUUUUUUUCUGGAAAACGAAAUUUCAAAGCAAAAACCAUAAAGGAAAAGAAAAAAAAAACAUUUCAAUUCUAAAGUAUCUUUAUAAAUAAUCAUGACAGUCUGAAUCCUCUGAACUAGAGUCAUCAUUUGGUUGAAUUAUGAUAGGUUGUAAAGAGGGUAAUACCACAUACUCAUCUUCUUCUUUAAUAGCAUGUUCAACACAGUUUUUCCAAAGCUCUUGGCGGUCUGCUGCUAGAACUUUCUUUACGAGUUCUUUACCUCUUUACUCAGUUCUGGAGACUGAUUACAUUUUCGUAAUUCUGAUUUUACGUUUGCGCAUAUUAACUCUAUAGAGUUAAAUGUGCAAUAGUAAGGAGGUAGUCUGAAAAGAGUAUGACCCUGUUCUUUGCACAGCUUGUCAAUAUAAUAAAUUUUGUCCAACUUUAUACCUUUAAUAACAGAAAGCAAUUCUUUGUUUGUUGGGCCUUUUUUACGAUCACUGGCAGGAAUAGGAAUAUUUUUUUCAGACAUAAACGCUAAAAUUUGAGCUUUGUUACUGCUACUAUUUGGCAUUUUAAGGAGUUGCCGCGAGUGGUAGGAUGCGUUGUCCAUAACGAUUACUGACUGUGGUGGAAUGUUAGGUAAAAGCUGUUCAUUAAACCACUUUUCAAAUAAUUCUGUUGUCAUAUCUUCAUGAUAAUCAGCUGCACAGUUUUUAAUUUUUUUAGCAGAUAAAGCAUUAGGCAAGAAACCGUCUUUGCUUUCAGCGUGUACUAUUAUAAUGCGUUUCCCUUUAGAACAUGGCCCAUUCAAACAACAAUUUUUAAUACGGUCAACCCAACCAAAAUUUACUACAUCGUGACUGUCAAACCAUGUUUUAUCUAGAUAAAUUAUGUGUCUUAGAACUUCAAAAUUCACUACAUCGUGACUGUCAAACCAUGUUUUAUCUAGA